AUGAACCAAAAUGAUGCAAAUUUGGGCUUGUUAUCCAACAAAUCCAAAGCUAAAUAUAAAGAACCAAAAUAGAACAACGAGGAUUUUGAAAUUCAGGAUUAUGGAGAUGAAUAAGAAUAUGUCUCUUUUGAUGAUGCUAAGGUACAACAUGCCGAAGUUAUUCAACCAAAAUAAAUUGAAUAACCAAUUUCACCUCCUUAAAAUAACAUAUAAAGCAAGUCGGAUCUUUAAAAUAAUUAGAAUUAAUAAUAGGCUUAACAACAGAACUAAUUCCCAGCUCAAUCGUAAAUUCAGUACCCUUAGUUUUAAUAACAACAACAAGUUCCAAUCAACAUAUACCCAGUAUUUCGAAUUUACAUAAUAUAGAAUUAAUACAGUUAGUAUCAAUAUGCUCCAUAUCAAAAUUAAUAAUAUUCUUAGCCUUAGAACUAAAAUUAGAACCCUGUCUCUAAUGUAUUACAAUAAACAUCAAUGCUCAUUGAUAAGAGUAUCAAUCAAAGAAAAUAAACUUAUUCAACUUGCAUUCAUUGUAAAACUCCCUAGAUGAUAUAAGAUGAAAAAUAACCAUUUAUGUGCUUUAAAUGUUAAUAAGUAAAUAAGCCUAAUUUUGGUUAUUUUCAAUGUGGCUCCUGUAAAAUUACAGUCAUGUACCAAUGCGGAUUAUCCAAUUUGAUCAGAUGCACAAAAUGCCAGACUAUGAAUUAUGUUUAACAAUCUAACCUUCCAAAUACAUUAUAACAAUAUCAAUAAUAACAAUUAUAAUAGCAGAACUUGCCCUAAUAACAACAAUAGCAAAUUAAUAUUUCAAAUUCUUAAUCAUUCUAAUUCUAAAAUUAAUGCACAAAUUAAUAAAAUCUAUAUGAUUAUUCAUAAUACUAGCAGAUGAAUAAAGAAUCAAAAUCUGUUUGCAGAAACUAAGUUGAUCCAAUGUAUUAGGAAAAAUGA
This is a messenger RNA of Paramecium tetraurelia, 945 nucleotides long. RefSeq lists its product as uncharacterized. The transcript has 4 exons. NCBI's taxonomy places the organism in Eukaryota, Ciliophora, Oligohymenophorea, Peniculida, Parameciidae. The record is from RefSeq and is a predicted model, not a curated record.